Messenger RNA from Paramormyrops kingsleyae, 2265 nucleotides. The record is from RefSeq and is a predicted model, not a curated record. Lineage: Eukaryota; Metazoa; Chordata; Actinopteri; Osteoglossiformes; Mormyridae.
AAACCUGACAUGAUGUUAACAGUCAGAGACAACAAUACUGAAUUGGAGAUGUUACCUCCAGGAAGCAGCUCCUGCACUGAUACUUUGUCCAUAUCUAGCCGUUCAUCAAGUGACUUAGACCAAACACCAGAGCGUCCGGCCAAGAGGUCCAAAAAGUUAGAAGAUCCGGCAACUGCCGCCAAAGAGGUUGUCCUUGCUGCCUUAAACCACAAAGCCGGUGGCGAUGCCGUACUUGCUGAUUACAGAUCCAAAAACACUCUGACAAGUGAAACAAGGCGUGUUCUUGUCAACAUACUGGUUGGACACAUGGUAGAGAUGCAUGGGCGGAUUCCUACACGGAACCAAAGAGAGCAGUAUGCCCUUGGUAUUGUGAUACUUUUCCCAGCAUUGCGAGAUCCAUACUCAAAGAAAGGCUAUGAGCAUUUCUAUGAUGUUGACAGCGGAACUGGCUACCUUGCCUGGCGACUAAAGACAGUGCAGAGGAAUACAUCUCAUCGUGCUGCUAAGGGUGAUGCAGCUAGCUCUGACCUGGGUGGACCUUGCUUGAAGAGAUCCAUCAACCCUGAAGAGCACCUUGAUGAAGACGCAGUGAGAGAGGCCAUUGCCUUGCUUUGCCAUACCUCUGAAGAAGGUCAGAUCUUCUUUAAGAUGAAGGAAACGUUCCAUCACAGACAUGGACUUGUCCAUGACCCAGAUAAAACCAUGGAUAUUCUGAAAAUAUUUCCCCGGUUUUUAGACACCAAAGGACUGGUUAACCAAGACUUCAGACUCCUCUUCAAUCCUGAAACGGCUAAUAAAUUGCUGGAAAAGUGGGACACUGUAUUCAAGCCAGGAAUCAUUGAGGAAGCCAUGGGCUUGACUUUAACUCCUGCUGUGCGUUCCCUCAUCUCAUCAGCAGGAAAACAGACAAUCGGUGAAGACCAUUGCAAAUGGGACAGUAACUUGGCCACUCUGCUUUUGCUCGUUCAUCUCCUUCCACCUCAACCGGGAGGCAAGAGAGCUGCCAAAAUCAGUGCUGCUGAUGCUGCUGAUCGCCUUGUUGUGUAUCAUAAGUUUUGCAACAGCAUUGAUGAACAUGUUCAGCAAAGAGAAGGACGGCAGCCAUACCUCCUUGCUGUAGGAAGAAGCCAAGACCAGAUUGACAACUUUUAUGUAGUCCUUGACAAAAAUCUCAUCCCCUGUCAGGUGGUUGGUUCCCUUAGUGCUUUCGACGAGCUUUUCAAAGCUCACUUUGUUUUUAAUUUAACAUAUGACAAUGCACUCCUAAACUUCUACACUUUCAUUCAAACAACCAUCUACAAAAUUGAUGUAGGCAAGACAAGAGAGUCCCCAAGAGUAAAAGAGCUUCGCGCUAAACUACUGAAUGAUUAAUAUUUGUAAAGCAGCUGAGUAUGCCAUCUUGUUUUAAAUGCAAAGCAUUAUAUACAUCUAAUCAGUCACUAAUUUCACAUUUAAGGUUUGAGCAUGCCUUUUAUCCCUCUGUAAAAUUCAAGUUAAUUUGUGGACAAGAAACAUGUAUAAAACAAUUUAGCACUUAUUCUGGAUUUAGAAAACAUUUAGACACUAGUCAUCCAUCCCAGUACAUCCCUGAAAGCACUGUGAAUGAAAAUAGACAUUUAUCUUCCAAAGACAAUACAUCAGAGACACCAUGUACUUUAUGUGAUGAGUCUGUAUUAGAUACUGAGAAUCUUGAGAACAGUGGGUCUGGUUUUUCACCAGGUCAUGGGAAAAACAUGUGUGCAGAUAUUGUUGCAAAACUACAAGGAAGUGGUGCUUCCAGUAAUGUAGUAUCAUCAAUUGUUUGUGAUCUAGAGGAAUUGGUAACUGAGAUACACUCUGAGAUUCAGCACAGAGUACUCUGUGCUUUUCCUGUGAACGAUUCUUUAAAGUCAGAAGUAGAACAUAGUUUAAAUGAUUUUGAAAACCCCUUUGCUUCUUUCAAUACAGAUUCUAAAAGAAAUAGAUACUUUACUGAAAAAUGGGGAAUAGUUCAGCCUGUGGAAGUAGUUUUAGGUGUUAGGUAUGAUAGUAGAUGGAACAAAAGAACGGCCACUUAUUGUCAGGUGCCUGUAAAUGAUACAUUUAUAUACAUUCCUGUUUUAGAGAGUUUGAAAUUCAUGUUCAGAAACCCAGAGAUUUGUAAUAUGACCAAAGCAGACAUUGCAUCCAUUCCAAAUUUAUACAAAGACUUCAGGGAUGGAAGUUAUUGUAAAACCCACCCACUGUUCUCUCGAUGCUCAGAUUCUUUACAAAUACAGCUUUAUU